AUACAUAUAGAAUAAUUUGGAAAGGGCGUAACCCUUUUCAUUGGCAUCAUGGCAUCAACAAGCUCAACAAAUUCUUCUUCUUUCUCCAAGAGAUUACUAGGCAAAGUUGCGUUGGUCACGGGAGGCGCUAGUGGCAUCGGAGAGAGCAUAGUACGCUCGUUCGUCAAACACGGCGCCAAAGUUUGCGUAGCCGACAUUCAAGACGACGUCGCCCGACACCUCUGCGAGGCCCUCCUUGACGACGUGGGGUCCACCUCGUUCAUCCACUGCGACGUCACGAUCGAGGACGACGUAAAACGGGCAGUGGACCACGCCGUCGCAGAAUUCGGAACCCUCGACAUAAUGGUGAACAACGCGGGCCGAACCGACCCGCCCCGAGCACGCACCGACAUAUGCGGGUUGGAUCUCUCGUCGUUCGACGGAGUCUUCGACGUGAACGUCAGGGGGGUGUUUGCCGGGAUGAAGCACGCGGCCCGCGUGAUGAUCCCGGCCAAAAAGGGGGUGAUAGUGUCCAUCUGCAGUGUGUCGGGGGUGGUCGGGGGGGUCGGGUCCCACGCGUAUACCGGGUCGAAGCACGCGGUGGUGGGACUCACGAGGAGCGUAGCGGCCGAGCUGGGAAGGCACGGGGUGCGCGUGAACUGCGUGUCGCCUUAUGGUGUUCCGACGAAAAUGUCGUUGUCUCCUCUUAUCGCUCGACACGGCGGCAGCGGAAUUAGCGAUGAGGAUGUGAUCGCGCGGCACCGUCGUAUGCAUGCGAGUAAUGCGGUGUUGCAAGGUGUGGAGUUGGCCGUCGAGGAUGUCGCGAAUGCCGUCGUAUUCUUGUCGAGUGAUGAGGCGAGGUACGUUAGCGGAGAGAAUUUGAUGGUCGAUGGUGGAUUCACUUCCGUGAACAACUCGUUUCGGUUGUUUGGUUGAAGUUAUAAUCUUUUUUUUUUUGUGUGUUUGGAAAAUUCGUGUUCGAAUACUUCCUUUACGUACCUUUUGUUGUGUGGAAAUUUAUGAGUACAAUAUUGAAAUCUAUGUUUUAAUAAAGUACAAAGGUAUAAACAAUUAGUGAUUUAAUGACGAGAGGAA
Molecule: messenger RNA, 1074 nt
Organism: Erythranthe guttata (spotted monkey flower)
Lineage: Eukaryota; Viridiplantae; Streptophyta; Magnoliopsida; Lamiales; Phrymaceae
Product: (+)-borneol dehydrogenase 2
Biological process (GO): abscisic acid biosynthetic process
Cellular component (GO): cytosol
Molecular function (GO): xanthoxin dehydrogenase (NAD+) activity
Source: RefSeq, a predicted model, not a curated record